This is a messenger RNA of Cornus florida, 4163 nucleotides long. RefSeq lists its product as uncharacterized. The record is from RefSeq and is a predicted model, not a curated record. The coding region runs from base 3011 to 4030 and encodes 339 amino acids. The transcript has 7 exons. Lineage: Eukaryota; Viridiplantae; Streptophyta; Magnoliopsida; Cornales; Cornaceae.
GGCUAACUUUAAUAAAAGUACCACCAGGAGGGAGGACGGAUGCGUCAAGGCUGUGACCUAGCGGCGGUGAUGGUGGUCGUUGUGGCAUUGGAAUUGUUCGGAUCGAUGGAGAAGAUAAGAUGGGCACUACGGCUGCGGCGGGGUUGCGGAGCUGGGCACGGCGGAGGUAUCAACGGUCGUAGAAGCGGAGGUAGACCACGAGGACAACAACGAUUUCGCUAGAGAUCAUAUUAAGCAAUGGCUGCGAUUUCACCGUUGACAACCAUGUUUGUUAACAACCUUUGUUAAUUGCUGGGAGAUAAUUCAUCUUUUGGGUUUCAACCGAUGCAAGGUUACAUUAAUGGGAACGAAAUAGGAAAGAGGAUGAAGAUGGCCACUUGAACAGUCCAGAACUGAUUUUCUUUUGUACCCAUUAAUUCUUCUGGUUUCCUGAUAUGGGCCAAUCAGACCUUGAAGCCUCCCCCUCUGAAGGUAUGUGGGUCACCAAAUGGUCCACCUGUUACUUCAACUAGACUCAAACUCAGUGAUGGAAGGUAUUUGGCUUACAAAGAGAUAGGGGUUUCCAAGGAAAAAGCCAAGUGCAGAGUCAUCAUCACUCAUGGCUAUAACAGCAGCAAGAAUGACCUCUAAGUGCCACUCUCUCAAGUAUAUACUCCUCUCUUACCCAAAGACUUUGCAAGUUAAUUUGUUAACUUUUUUUAGAAAUUCCUCUUUAUAAUUUUAUCUUUGUAAAGCUUAGUAACAAAUUCAACUGUAAUAGCCUUUAGCUAUCCUUUGGUUAGCUCUAGGCUUUGUUGUUUUGUUUUUGGAAGUGCUGUCUUCCUCCUUCUGUACAUUCUGUUUCAAUCUAUAAAAUUAUCUUACUUAGCACCAAACUAAAUAAGUAAUUAAUAAAUUUAAAAAAGAAAAAGAAAAAGGAACAAGACCCUUAAAGGUCUUACUUUGUAGACCAAGUGUAUGAAGAAUUAGUUAUAAGUUAAGAAGUUUAUCUCAAUCAAGAUGUUUGGAUGGGUGAUAACUUGGGCCAUGUAGAGAAAGAAAUGAAUUCAGUUGAAAUCAACUGAAGUCAUCCAACCGAUCUACUAGAUGGGACCAGUCAAAUGGUGGGUUCAUCUCUUUUUUAUGGUAAUGUCUAAGGCUAAGGAUGAAUUCAAAUGUAAAAUUUUUAUCACCCAUUCCUUUUGUGUUGUUUUUGUUCUAAUAUUACCAUUCUCUACAUUCCUCACAAGCCAUGGCCUUGAGGUGUGCAAAAAUCCUACCACCAGCUGCCAGUGUAAAUGAUAUCCUGCUUAUCUGUUGGUCUUUAGAUUUGAACCCGUAGUGUCACCUGGAAAGGAGUGUUGGUAGUUCCCAUGUUACACGCACAUAUUAUAUGCAUAUAUCACCCUCCUCUUAAUUUCACUUUAUACUUGCAAGAACUGCAUAGACUGUUGUUUGUUUCAUCAAUACUUGGUCUUAAAUUGAAAAUCUACUGAUUUGGAAAGCAAAUUUGGAUAUUUUUUGGGGGACUCAUUCAGUUAUACUGCAAAGUUUUCGUUAUAAUGAUUUUGAUGUUUCACUUCUCUGUUCUUUAGAAGUUGAAGAUUUAGUAGUGUUCAGAAAACUAUUUCAAAAAUAAAUCUGACAGAUUUUCGGGUAUUUGAGAAUAUUUAUAAAAGUCAUGGCUAAAGAAAUUUGCUUCUAAAAGAAUGUUGUUUGCUGAAUCUUAUAAUCUUCAUAAAUUUACAUUUGGGAACAACAAUUUUGUGCUUGUACUCUAUGGUUAUCAUGCCUCCAUUAUUUUGCCACAUUCAUCAAUUUACCUAUGUUGUCUUAUUUUCUGUAGUAAUGUGUUUCACAGCCAUUGGCAACAUUCUUUAUCUUGCUGGGACAUCAAUGUUAAUUCGGAGACUCUAAAUAAAUUAUCUAAUUCUUGGACCAACAUUCAACUUUAAAGACACCUAGUUGCACAUCAGUAUGAUGCUUAGGUCGGAAAAGUAUGUUUGAUAUCUAUAUGGUUGGAGCAUUGACAACACUAUACAAACAAAGACUAUGAAUCAAAUACAUACCAAACAGGUAUUUCUCUCUCUAUCUCUCUCUCUCGUGCUUACAUAAUUCAAUAGAAUUGCAAGAAUUUUAAGAAAUUUAUUUGAUUCAUACUGAACUUUCAGUCAACAUUGAAAUUUUUAUUUAAUAUAGAACUUAUGAAUUCUAUAAAUGUCUGGAACUCAGCAUAUAUAUAUAUAUAUUUAAAAAAAUUGAGCCAGGACUAGAACUUCUUCUAAAACUGCAAUAUGAAAACCACUUUUGCAGGCUAGCUGGGAUGGCUCUAGUAGUUCCACUUACCAAUCCAUGGUGGCCUUCUUUGCCUGUCAUCAAUCAUUGUUGUUUAAAUGGCUGCCCUUUAUUUUUAUCCUCAAUUUUAAGACCAACAAGAUUUGUUGCUAUGUAAUUUUUCAGAUGCAUACUACAAUUUCUGUUUUAAGCCAUAAUGACUGCAUUCUUUGCAAGACAAAUUUGAAUGAUUUUGGACUUCCUUUUCUCUGAAAACAAUUCUCAAACUUUUUCCUAAAAUCAACACUCUUUCCAAUUUAGUUAAACUAUCAUCAAAAUGAAAUUUGAACUUUUCUGCUCUCAAAAAACUGAACUAAGCAGUUCAUGGAUUGUGGAGCCAUAUAUUUCGUUUCUCGUGAUUGUGUAAAGGUCAUGUUUCUAUGCAGAAUAAUGUACUGCAGCAAGAUGUCUAUGAAUCCCUCUAUCGAGACGUGAUGGUGUUCUAUGGCAAAUGGUAGUUUGACCCAACUGAUCCGGAAGAUCCAUUCCCUGAUGGUGAGGGCUCUGUUCAUCUCUGGCAAGGUUAUGAAGAUGGAUGGUUCCGUCUACUGCAACAAUACAUUUCGAAAAAGUUACUUUGGAUUCGGUAUCAUGAAGUUCCUGGUGGUGGGCAUUUGAUGUUUCAUGAGGUUAUUCACUGUGAAGCCAUCCUAAGGGCGCUUUGCAAUGACAAGAACACUCUUUAUAGUGAAGCCAAAUGAUAGGUUUCCUGAUAUGGGCAUAUCAGACCUUGAAGCCUCAAUCUCCAAAGGUCUGUGGGUCACCAAAUGGUCCACCUGUUACUUCACCUAGACUCAAACUCAGUGAUGGAAGGUAUUUGGCUUACAAAGAGAUGGGUGUUUCCAAGGAAAAAGCCAAGUACAGAGUCAUUAUCACUCAUGGCUAUAACAGCAGCAAGGACCUCUAUGUGCCACUCUCUCAAGAACUAUUGGAUGAGAUGGGCAUAUAUAUUGUGACAUUUGACAGAGCUGGCUAUGCAGAAAGUGAUCCAAACCCAAAGCGCUCAGUGAAGAGUGAAGCCUUUGAUAUUCAAGAACUAGCUGAUCAAUUGCAGCUGGGACCCAAGUUUUACGUGGUUGGGCUCUCCCUUGGAGCUUACACCACUUGGGGUUGUCUCAAAUACAUACCAAACAGGCUAGCUGGGAUGGCUCUAGUAGUUCCAUUCAUCAAUCCCUGGUGGCCUUCUUUGCCAACCAAACUCUGCACUGAGGCCUUCAGAAAAUUUCUCCCAAGGGACCAAUGGGGAUUUCGCGUCGCGCACUAUGCCCCCAGACUAUUUUGGUUGACCCAAAAAUUGUUGCCUUCCACAAUGAUGAUGUCUUUGGAGGAUUUCAUGGAAAGAAACCCCGAAGUUUACAGAAAAUGUGAUAUGGAAGUGCUUAGUAGGAUGUCACAAAUUCUGAUGGAUAAUGGGCAUAAGGUACAGCAGCAAGGUGUCUAUGAAUCCCUCUAUCGAGACGUGAUGGUGUUAUUUGGCAAAUGGGAGUUUGACCCAACAGAGCUGGAAGAUCCGUUCCCUGAUGGUGAGGGCUCUGUUCACCUCUGGCAAGGUUACGAAGAUGGGAUUGUUUCCUUUCAACUGCAACGAUACAUUGCGCAAAAGCUACCUUGGAUCAAGUAUCAUGAAGUUCCUGGUAUUGGGCAUAUGAUGUUUCAUGAUGAUGUUCACUGUGAAACCAUCCUAAGGGCACUUUGCAAGGAGAAGAACACUCUUUAAUAUUGAUUUUCUAAGUAGUAAAGCUUUUAAGUUAGUUCUUGAACAAUCAAAGAGAUGCUACAUUGGAUUAUAUUUGAAUGUUUCCGACGUAAUAGACUUUUUAUUAUCCAUUUGCAUUCAAAUUUUCAAGCAA